CGCAAGCUAGCUAGAUUUUUGAGCAGAACGAGGGCACCGGAAGCUACAGGCAACCUUUCGUACUAUUGUAUAUUUUGUUCACCUAAGUACUAUCUUUCUAUAUAUAUAAUGUACUAUAAGAUAAGCGGUGUAACACAAAAAUUAGUCGGAGCGGCACCGACAGCAUAUGCCCCUCAGGGGCUUAAGCUGACGGUGCCCACGGAAGCCCCACCACUCAUAUUUGCCACCCCAACCAAAGUGGUGUCAGAGGCAGCCUCCACAGUAGAGUACAUGGGAAUUAACAAAGUCCCCGACAUGCAGAAACUCUUCCAGAGGUCUGAUGGUAUCCCCGUCCACCUGAAAAGGGGCUUAAUGGACAAGAUGCUGUAUAGGACCACCAUGGGCCUGACCAUUGGGGGUACUUUGUACUGCCUGAUGGCCCUCUACAUCGCUGCCCAGCCAGCCAACAAGUGAACUUGGGCCCGCCAACUUGGGCUGCCCCUUUCCUCAUCAUAAGAUCAACAGGAUUCAGCAUAACUGAUAUUAGGAGCUAUGACAUGGACAAUGAUGAUUACGCUCACAAAUUUGACAAAAGGAAUCGUCUUGUAAGGAUCUUCAAACCUGUGUUUCUUAUUUAUCACAGAGGUGAAUGUAUUCCCUUGGGUACGUAAAUGUAUGAUUUGAAGUCAUCUUUUGUUUCAUUUUUUUAACUGGCCCUCAUCUUACUAGAUUCCUGUGAGGUUGUUGGUUGUGUUUGCACAUGCCUAUCAAAAAUAAUGUCAUAUUUCAUCACAAACGUCAUCAUCUUGCAGUCUAUGUAAACCUCAGCCCUUCAAUAACUGUCUGAAAACAGUGGACUGAUCUUUGGACAAAAUAAACAAGGCAGAACUAGCCACUUCCAAGACUAAUGAUGGAAAGAACACUAAAGUUUGUGACGAAUGGGCUAUCAUAGUUCUCUGUAACAUUGCCCUAUGUUAAAUGAACAGCUUAACAUCCCCAGUUGUUGGCCUGAGGAGUCGUGUAUAUGUAUUCUACUAGUUGGUGAUAAACUACACUAACAGCCAGUGUUCUGUAAAAAGAGAUUCUAUAGUACGUAUAUGACAAGUUUAAAGUUUUUCCUUGAAGAAUAAAGGGAAUAUUGUAACAA
Molecule: messenger RNA, 1126 nt
Organism: Osmerus eperlanus (European smelt)
Lineage: Eukaryota; Metazoa; Chordata; Actinopteri; Osmeriformes; Osmeridae
Product: cytochrome c oxidase subunit 7A-related protein, mitochondrial-like
Exons: 3
Coding region: 109-453 (114 amino acids)
Biological process (GO): mitochondrial electron transport, cytochrome c to oxygen; mitochondrial respirasome assembly; regulation of oxidative phosphorylation
Source: RefSeq, a predicted model, not a curated record